Messenger RNA from Dothidotthia symphoricarpi CBS 119687, 1136 nucleotides. RefSeq lists its product as uncharacterized. The coding region runs from base 328 to 825 and encodes 165 amino acids. The record is from RefSeq and is a predicted model, not a curated record. NCBI's taxonomy places the organism in Eukaryota, Fungi, Ascomycota, Dothideomycetes, Pleosporales, Dothidotthiaceae. The transcript is spliced from 2 exons.
CUUGGCUAGGAAUCUGAGCUGAGCUAUGGUGGCGAUAUAUGUAUAACUUUGUAUGUUUGUUUAGAGUACUGCAAAUCACAGCUGGGUUUACACCUUGAUUGCACGACGCGUUUGACUUGCAAGUCUGUACUGACACUUAGAAUGUAUGCAGAUCAUUCGCUGCAGCUUUCGAAACUCUCCUGGAUACUAGCUGCACCUUCCCUGCACAAACACCACUGACGUUCACUCCUGGCUCGUGCAUCAAUUAGUGCGGGGGCUCGAGGAUCUGCCUGCUGAGCUUCCCGCAAGAUUGCGUGACAAGCUCUCCACCAACUCUCUUCGUAAAACAUGGCGACCAAAGCAACAGCCAACAAUGGCGCCGCAGAAAACGAAUAUCAAGCUCUGUGGGCGAACAAAUACCGUGGGGCAACGGUUGAAGACCUUGAUCCACCCCCAGCCCUUUCUGUUAAGCCCACCGAUCCUAUAUCUUGGGCUCUUAUGAGCGGCCUGGAACGCGACUAUACGCAUCUCACCGUUACUGCGCAAGAGAACCGCGCACUGCUAGGAUAUAUUAGCAUUCCACGUCUGCAAGAGCUGCUCAAGGAAGGCAAGGUCAAGGACAGCGAUUCGGUCGAGGCGGCGAUGCACAAGUUCCAGCGCCGCGGCAGACGGUACAAGGUUAUCACGACGGAAACGCCGCUGGAAGAGCUCGAGGAGUUCUUCAGUGGGGGUGUUGAUGGGAGUGGGAAGCAGGAGUUUGCAGUUGUGACAGAUGCAAGUCGGAAGUUCGUGCUGGGUGUGGCCACGAGCGCGGAUUUGGAGAGCUUUAUCAAGAGGAGGGCUUAGAUCGAUGUCAUGGGAGAAGAUUGCAUUGCAUGGCGUUUGCUUGGGAUACCACAUGGGCGACGGUGUUCAGGGAGGUCUGAUUCAACAUACCCUCCAGCUAUAUCGAACAUUUUGAAUGAUGUCGUGUAUCGUUUGGAAGUUAUCUAGGACUCUGUGAAGAUCAAAUGAGCAGUUGUUGACGUAAUUUGGACUUCGAUAUGUCUUCAUCGCCCUUUUGUGCCUUCCAAGUCGAAGCACAAGAAUUAUCGAAGCCCACAGCAAAUACUUAGGCGCAUGGGAUCAGAUUGAAAUGAUCGUUCCUAUGGCUUUGC